ACGCGCUAAGGACCUGUCUGCUGCCCGCAGGGAUACAGUUACCGCGUACGUUACGCAAGACGUUGAAUGUAAAGUUCACCGUAUAUCCGUACGUACACGUAUUCAUUUGAUUGAAAGCGAGCUAGGCUCGACACGGACAAACACGCACACGGUAAAGAAGUACUGCUGAGCAAGUCAACGAGUAAUUACUUCCACAUCCGUUCCGAUUAAGUUCAUCUCACCCAUCACAGGGAUCCGACAAAAUGCAGAGUGGAAAAGGCGGUGUCAAUACGAUUCCCAGCAAGGCUAUGGGCGGACAGCUCUUCCCACCGUGCCCGCCGCCCGUCAUGAACGUCGGCCCACCACCGAUGAUCGACUGGCUGGCCCAACCGGACGACGACGCGGAGGGCCCCGUGGCCAAACCCCCACACACGGUCGGCGAAUCGAUGCCGGAGUUCGGCGCUCGUAUUAUGGAGACCGUCAACGCCGGCUUUAUCGCAUUAUCCAUCGCAGUGGGUAAGGAGACGGGGCUCUUCUCUGUGCUGGCCGGCUUCGAGGGGCAGCCCAAGACGUCACAGGAAAUCGCUGAUGAGGCUGGCUUGAAAGAAAGGUACGUGCGAGAAUGGCUUGGGGCUAUGACGACCGGGCGUAUCGUCAAUAUGGACGCCAGUGGGAAGCGGUUCUUUCUCCCUCCGCACCGGGCCAUCUUCCUAACCACCCCGGGGCUGGGCUACGAGCUGACGAUCCUGGCCGCCGCCCUGCCCAUGCAGGGGAAGGUCUUCAACUACAUCAUCGACAGCUUCAAGCGAGACGGCCCUAGAGGUAUUUCCUACGAGCAUUUCGGUGACUUUCAUCGCUUCAUGAACGCCUGCUCGUUGAUAUGGUGGGAUCGCCAUCUUGUCUCCACAUUUAUCCCAACAAUACCGGGACUCAAAGACAUGCUAGAGUCGGGUAUAUCAGUGCUGGACUUGGGCUGCGGCGAGGGCGGAGCCAGUUUGAUCCUUGGCGAGGCGUUCCCACAGAGCUCGAUCCUAGGCGUAGACAUCUGCAGCCACGCCGUGCAAGAAGCCAGCAAGGCAGCCGCCGAUCGGCAGCUGACCAACAACGUUCGCUUUAUGGAGCUGGACGCGCACGACAUCCCAGACGACUGGGCCGGAAGGUUCAAAUACGUCCUAGCCUGGGACUCCAUCCACGACAUGGCCAAUCCUGGGAAGAUCCUUGAGCGGGUCCGUAAGAUCCUCGCUCCCGGCGGCAUCAUGUCCGUCUUAGAAGUCAACGCUCGCUCUGAGAUAGCCGACAACAUGGACAUGCCCUUUGCUUCCACCUUCUACACCAACAGCAUGUUCCACUGCAUGUCGGUGCAGCUGCACGCCGGCGGUGAGGGGCUGGGUAACAUGUGGGGCCGCGAGAGGGCGGAAGAGACGCUACGGAGCGGAGGGUUCAAAGUCGAGACCUUCCCAUCACCUUUUGAAGGCUCGUUCAACUGCCAUUUCUUAUGUAGACUAGACAGUGAAUGACUGGUGGGCUGGGCCUGAUUGGUUUAUUUUAAAAGGUGGGGAAGUAUGCAAUAUAGGCCUACACCAUGAAAUUAUACAGCAAGGAAAAAAUAAAGCUAAUGGAUAUGUUUUAUUGUAGAGAGUUUAUUGGGUGUAUAGAAGCCGUAACAUUUUGGGAAUAAGCCGAAUCUACAAGUGUCUCCAACUACAGAUGGCUAAAACUUGUGAUAAUUAUGGGAGCAUGAUCAGAAAGCGUACUAAAGAAAUUGAAGAAUUUCUUGUUCUGAUGAAGUAUCUUUUAUUAAAAAAGAACAUCUUUAUACCGUACCAUAUUUUACAACAUGUAGCCACAACAGAUAUGAACUACCGGAAUAGUACAUUUUCAUUUCAUAUUAAUUGCUUGAAAUUGCAGUUCGAAAUCUCUGUUUCAUAUCAUCCCCCUGAAACUAUCUGCAGUUUUUUUCAGGAUGUGAAAUCGUCAACCUCGUAGAGUACUUGCGCAGAUGGAAUACCGAACUGGCAUAUUAUCGGUGAAACUUCAGAACACUUUUUGCCUUUGAAAAUUAUUCGGCUAGAAACGAAACGACUGACCGUCUAUCUAUAUAACGAAUUGUAUUACUGUAGUCGUAGUCUGAAGCAGGUUUGUUUUAUUUCGUAUAGGCCUCCGUAUUGAAACAAAGACAUUGACAUAAUGGAGAACCGCCGACGUAGGGCUUGAAAGCUAGCUCAGUUGGUAGAGCAGCAGCGGAGUUUUGUAAUCCGGAGGUAGCAGGUUCAAACCCCGCUCCAGUCGAUGUCUUUGUUCAAUUUUCUAAGGAUUGAAAUUGGAAUGAACAAAUUCACAACUGAAGUAACGGUAAUUUGCGGGUCAGUAUCGCACAUAUGGAACAUAUUCAAGGCAUUCUUGGCUGGGCUGACAGUUGGUUUGUGAGCAGGUAAUUGAUUGUUAAUGAUUCAAAUUAUACCUAAUGAAUUUAUUCGUCAAAAUGUUCAGGUUGUGUCAGUUUUUACCAAGUUGAACGCGAUAUUCUCCUCACAAGGCACACGAUUUAAACGCCGUUAAAUACUUAUAGGACAGGGGCGGAUCCAGCUUGAACUCGGGGUGUUAGCCCCCCCCCCCCUGUAGAUCCGCCACUUUAGUAUGAUUGUUUAUUUCUAAUGGAACCAAGGUAUUCUCAUAAGCAACUUGCUUGUCCAUUGCGGUAUGCCAGUGUGAAAUGUUCACCUUAUUCAAUGGAUUUUGAAAAAUACAUGACUCCGAAUACUCAGGUAUAGAGACAAAAAAAACACACAAUCCACAAUGUCAGCCCAGGCUGCAUUCGAACUUGGGCCACGAAGAGAAGGCAAGAAAAACACUAUACAUGCACUAUGUCCUUCUGAUUCCUAGAUGGGCAGACUCAUUAACACAGAAUACGGGUCAGACUCGGGUACCGGUACGAUCCGGGAAUGAAAUUGAAUUAUAGUAAAUUAUUGUACAUAACUAUCAAAGUCAAAAAGUAGGCAGCGUUAUCUUCUAGAAUAGUGGGCACAGGAAAGUUUGGUCGCGAUUCUCUAAAGGAUGUAUUCCAAUGGAUGAAACCUCUCAAGUUUUGUCGACAAGUUGGUUUGUCGCUCGUCAGCCAACAUACAAAGCUUCAAUCUCGAUUAUAAUAUUGCUUUUCUGUUAAAAAUGUGAAACUCUUUAUGUAUAGUUAUUUUAUGACAUUGACAAAAAGCGCUGGCUUUCGAACCGUUUUGUUCUCUUUUAGCACUGCAGUUACAGAUUUACACAAAUUCGUGGUUACUUACUACGUUUCCUUUUUAUUAUCAUUUUAUUUAAUUAUUAUUAUUAUUAUAUUUUUGGCACUGAAACCAAGGAAUCCUCAAAAGCCCCAUAUAGGCACUGUAGCUCGCAAAGCAUGAAGAAACCUGCAGAGAGGAGACAAUGAGAAGAAAUUACAGUUUUAGAGGUGGGAGGAAAACCCCAGAAGAAUAGUCUGGGGAAAACCCACGGAAUCAGGCAGGGACUGAAAACCCAAUCCACAUGUGGACCAGAGCAGGAAUCGAACCCGGGCCAUAGAGGUGGAAGGCGAGGACAGUAACCACUGCGCCAACCUGACUUGAUCAGGUUGGUCGAUGUGACCAACUGACGCCUCUGUACUUUUGUUCCUGUAAAUAAACCAUCAGUUGGGUCUUGUUCCCGUCGUGCACUCCUAUAGUGAAACUGUGUCCAAUGUUAUGAAUAUGCCAAGCAAUAUUCAGGUUUUUCAGUUUUACAUACACAAUAGUAAAACAGCUCACAAGCAAUGUACUCCAUCAGGCGAUUAAAAUUGCAAAAAAAAAUUCUUUUAUGUGGGUUUUAUGCUCUUUGCUCGCAGUGGAGUUUAGCUUGGGUGAACCAUGGACGAAUAAUAAGGCUAUUGCAGCCGAUACAGACGCGGCCUAAAAUUAAGCCUGCGAUUGUAAAAGUUUUUUUAAAUAAUUUCAUCAAAUUUUUGAAUAACCCAAUGCUACAUGUUUGACCUGAGUACAAUAUGUAGCUCGCUCUCUUGCAGCGAAGAAAAUUUAAACAUUAGGGUACUCGCCUCUCCAUGGUAAGAGAUGGUUUAUAACUUCGCACUUUUUAAAAAUAUUUCUUACUCUUUGUUGCAUGAGCUAAAUCGUGUAUGCUGCUGGAAUGUUAGGUCUAAACUGACUGGAAACGUAUAAGUGUAAGGCAUAUCUUUUUUAAGAUCUGUAAAAAGUUGGUGGUGAAAUAAUUCCGUGGUUUGUGGUUUUUUAACAAAACAAAAUGGUAGGCAUAGUUUGUAAAGUUGUACAUGUGGUUUUUAGUUUGCAAUGUUUCUGCUUUUAUUUCGUUUUGUUCGUGAACGAGGCUGGAUCAAUGUACAUAGUGGAUGGACCAUUUUUAUUAUAAUAACUAUUAUUAUGCCAUAGUGUGAAUAGAAUACGUUUGAACAUUUUCUUUCUUUUUUUGGAAAGUACUAUUGGCGUUGUAUUUAAUAAAAUGACUUGAAACGUGA
Messenger RNA from Patiria miniata (bat star), 4477 nucleotides. RefSeq lists its product as uncharacterized. The coding region runs from base 243 to 1496 and encodes 417 amino acids. Lineage: Eukaryota; Metazoa; Echinodermata; Asteroidea; Valvatida; Asterinidae. The transcript is spliced from 4 exons. The record is from RefSeq and is a predicted model, not a curated record.